Messenger RNA from Linum tenue, 2301 nucleotides. The record is from the annotation of a GenBank genome assembly. NCBI's taxonomy places the organism in Eukaryota, Viridiplantae, Streptophyta, Magnoliopsida, Malpighiales, Linaceae.
GUAGUGGCUGCUCUUCAAUCUUCUCCUUCCCGCCAGGACGACGGCUUUCGAAGUUUUCUCCCAACCACCGGCAGCCGCUGGCGAAGUGCAGGUAACCCUAGCUUCUUAGGUCUCCGGUCUCGCCCUUUUCCUUCACUCCCGCUCUUUACCCAGUUCUCCGAACCACCUGAAACUGUAGGGUCCCAAAUAUUGGGGGAACUUUUGAUGGGUAAGAUUAUUGAUGAGUCAGAGGUGGAGUUUUAUCCCGAUGCUUCUGUACAAUGGUCUGCUUCAUCAAAGCGCAGAAGUAGCUCUAGGCUUAGGGAUAUCCCCGAGCAGAAGCGGCCAUUUUAUGGGGACAAACUAGUGAGCGGAUCUGGUGAAGAAGUGGACGGAGAACAGAGACUUGAUGGAACACCCAAUGCUGAUAAAGACGCAGAAGAUAUCGAUGUGCCGGACAUUGUUGAUCUGGAAGACAGUUGUAGCUUCAAAAUGGUUGGCUAUGAUAGCUUUGUUACUGAUAGUCUCAAACAAACUAUGAAAAAAUCCAAUGGGGAUUAUCUCGAUUUUGUUCAGAAGCAGACAAAGCCUAACAAAGGAUCAGAUGUGAAGGCGACUAACGAGAUAUUGAACAAAAAGGAAAAUGUGAAUUCCAAUAUGAAACUUGGCCUUCUCCCUGGCAUUGUUGCCGGGCAUAGAUUCUUCUCCCGAGCUGAAAUGGUGGCCAUAGGUUUUCAGCAACAUUGGUUGAGUGGAAUUGAUUACUUAAGAAAGCAUUCUAAAAGAUUGAUGCAAAAUGAUCAUAUUCCUCAUUUGGCGGUGGCAGUUGUGCUAGCUCACCCCUCUAAAGGUGACAUUGACUGUAUAAAUGAAGUAGUCUUUACUCACCCAAGUGGGAAUAAAUUGCCUUCUAAUAGGCAUAGAGUGGAAAAUCAAGCCAUGCCGGAUGCUAGGUUGGCUCUCAAGAACAACAUGGAGCAAUGCAUACCUGUAAGAUUCAUUUAUGCACAUAAAUGUUCUGAUACGAAUGGUUCAAAAGAGUAUACAUACUGUGGAUUGUACAAGGUUUUGAAGUGUUGGUCCGUUGAAGGUAAACAUGGACAACCUGUCUUCACAUACCGUUUGAAGAAACUUUUAGGACAACCAAAGGUAAGCUCUGAUCUGGUUUGUUCUUGUCAGUCAGCUUUAACUGGUGUAAGUGUUUAUUUCUCAAGCUUGGUGUGUGAAGACAUAUCCUAUGGUGAAGAAGCAGUAAAAAUUCCUGUUACAAAUACAGUCGAUUCAUGUCCUAUUGGACCUCCAGAUUUCAAGUAUACCAAGUCAAUUCAAGUUGCAACUGACGUAGUCAUUCCCCCAUCUGCCCCUGGAUGCAAUUGCAAAGGAAAUUGUACAAAUCCAAAGACUUGUUCUUGUGCACAGCUAAAUGGUUCUGAUUUGCCAUACUCGGAGCUCGAUGGUGGCAGAUUGAUUAAAGCAAAAGACGUAGUAUAUGAAUGCGGCCCUGGAUGCAGUUGUGGAUCCAAAUGCAUAAAUCGUGUAUCUCAGCAUGGAUUAAAGUUCCAACUUGAGGUUUACCGAACAAAGGUAAAAGGAUGGGCUGUUAGGUCCUGGGAUUUGAUCCCUGCUGGUGCUCCGGUGUGUGAAUACACCGGACUUCUCCGAAGGAAUGCAGAAAUGGAUAGCGUUCAUGACAAUGAUUAUAUUUUUGACAUUGACUGCUUGCACACCAUGCAUGGGAUUGACGGAAGAGAGAAGCGAGAAGGUGAUGUCCCUGUAACGAGUGGAACACCAGAACAAGUUGAUGCGACACUGCGAGAAAGCGACACCGAGUUUUGCAUAGAUGCAGGUUCUUGUGGCAAUGUUACUAGAUUCAUUAAUCACAGCUGCGAGCCCAACCUGUUUGUUCAGUGCAUCUUGAGCUCGCACCAUGAUCUCAGACUGGCUCGGAUAGUGUUGUUUGCUGCAGACGAUAUUGACCCGAUGACGGAACUUACAUAUGACUACGCUUACCGGCUUGGCAGCGUUACUGAUGAAGACGGUAACGUAAAAGAGCUGGAGUGCCAUUGUGGUACAAGCGAAUGUCGGGGACGUUUAUACUGAUGAGGGAUCAGAGCACUGUUUUUUUAGUCUGUCUAUUCACCAUUCAUUCAGGUAGGAUAGGGCCGUUCGUAGGAUAGAAGUAGUAACAGUCUGUAAAUGAUUUUGCGCUGUAAAGACUUGUACCCUUUCAAUAUUCUUCCAUUAAUCCUCGAAGAACACAUUGUAUAAUAGUAAUUGCAGCAGCAGCAGCAGCUGGUUCUUCCUUUUCCAAUAAUAGAAUGC